This is a messenger RNA of Hevea brasiliensis (rubber tree), 2074 nucleotides long. RefSeq names its product metal transporter Nramp3.2. Gene Ontology annotation, molecular function: manganese ion transmembrane transporter activity; cadmium ion transmembrane transporter activity. Gene Ontology annotation, biological process: defense response to bacterium; positive regulation of reactive oxygen species metabolic process; metal ion transport. Gene Ontology annotation, cellular component: vacuolar membrane. Bases 177 to 1727 code for a protein of 516 amino acids. The record is from RefSeq and is a predicted model, not a curated record. The transcript is spliced from 4 exons. NCBI's taxonomy places the organism in Eukaryota, Viridiplantae, Streptophyta, Magnoliopsida, Malpighiales, Euphorbiaceae.
GGGAAAAAUAAAAAAUAAAAAGCGAACGGAAUGAAAGAGUAGUGAGGAGUGACGACAGGUAGCUUUCUUUCCCUGUCCAAGCUCUUGUCUUGCUAGAAAAGGGAAAUCAUGAACGAAAACGAUAAAGAAAAAUCAAAGGAAAAGCAAGAACCAAACCAGAACUAAAUCUCUAAACCAUGCGACCCCAAGAUCACCCCCAGCAACCUCUAUUGCUCAACCGAGGAGAAGAAGAAGAAGAAGAAGAAGAAGAAGAUGAGCAGGAAACCGCUUAUGAUUCUGACGAGAAAGUCCACAUCAUCGGAAUCGACGCUGACUCCGACUCCGACAACGCGCCGCCAUUCUCAUGGAGAAAGCUUUGGCUUUUCACUGGUCCCGGUUUCUUAAUGUCCAUAGCGUUCCUUGAUCCCGGGAAUUUGGAGGGGGAUCUUCAGGCUGGAGCGAUUGCUGGGUAUUCGUUACUCUGGCUUCUCUUGUGGGCCACGGCUAUGGGGCUUCUCGUUCAGCUCCUGGCGGCUCGGCUCGGCGUGGCGACUGGGAGGCAUUUGGCUGAGCUGUGUAGAGAGGAGUAUCCCUCGUGGGCUCGAAUGGUGCUGUGGAUUAUGGCUGAGUUGGCUUUGAUAGGGGCUGACAUACAGGAGGUUAUUGGAAGUGCUAUUGCUAUUAAGAUUUUGAGUAAUGGGGUUUUGCCUUUAUGGGCUGGCGUUAUAAUCACCGCUUGUGAUUGUUUUAUCUUCCUAUUUCUUGAGAACUAUGGUGUGAGGAAAUUGGAAGCAGUUUUUGCUGUUCUCAUUGCAACAAUGGCACUCUCAUUUGCUUGGAUGUUUGGUGAUGCAAAACCCAACGGCAUGGAGCUUCUUCUGGGUAUUGUAGUUCCUAAACUGAGCUCCAAAACAAUACAACAGGCUGUUGGAGUUGUGGGUUGCAUUAUCAUGCCUCACAAUGUAUUUUUGCAUUCUGCUCUUGUGCAGUCAAGGGAUGUUGACCACACCAAGAAAGGCCGGGUUAAAGAAGCUCUCAGAUACUACUCCAUAGAAUCUACUGUUGCCCUUAUAGUAUCUUUCAUUAUCAAUUUAUUUGUGACAACCGUGUUUGCGAAAGGUUUUUAUGGUACAGAACUGGCAAAUAAUAUUGGCCUUGUGAAUGCUGGGCAAUACCUUCAAGAGAAAUAUGGGGGUGGAUUUUUCCCAAUUUUGUACAUAUGGGGUAUUGGAUUAUUAGCAGCCGGCCAGAGUAGCACUAUUACUGGCACUUAUGCCGGGCAGUUUAUUAUGGGAGGUUUCCUGAACUUGAGAUUGAAGAAAUGGCUCAGGGCAUUGAUCACCCGAAGCUGUGCAAUCAUCCCUACUAUGAUUGUUGCACUUGUUUUUGAUACAUCUGAGGACACUCUGGAUGUUCUAAAUGAAUGGUUAAACGUGCUUCAAUCGAUUCAGAUUCCUUUUGCACUUAUCCCUCUUCUCUGUUUGGUCUCCAAGGAGCAAAUCAUGGGCACUUUCAAAAUUGGUACUGUUCUCAAGAUGGUAUCUUGGCUUGUGGCAGCACUGGUGAUGUUAAUCAACGGUUACCUUUUAAUCGACUUUUUCUCCCAUGAAGUGAAUGGAGUAAUUUUUGCCACCGUGGUAUGCAUUUUCACUGGUGCAUAUGUAGCAUUCAUAAUUUACCUCGUUUCCAGGGGAAUCACCUUUGCUUCAUGGUGCUAUCCUCCUAAAAAUGUAGAAGGAAUCGAGUAACUAAACUACAGUUGCAAGAUAUUUUAAUCAUACAUUAUCGAGUGGCGCCAACACAUUGGAUAGAUGUGCACUUCUUCUGGAAUAACCUUUACGUUUUCAAGCAUAGAGUUUAUACCUCUUGAAUACUUCUGGGGCUAGCUGUGUACAAAGUUCACUUACUGUACUUCUGGGAACUUGUAGAGGGUGGCAAUGGCUGGAAGAAGCAUGGCUUGCAAACUAAGCAUGCUUUUUCAAUCAGCUGUAGUUACUAUACUGCAACUUUUGUUGGUAGAUAAGUUUGCUCUAAAUCAGCUUUGAACACUGUAAUGAAAUUAGAUAAUCAGAGCAUUUUUCCAUUUGGUUGACAA